This is a messenger RNA of Psilocybe cubensis, 684 nucleotides long. RefSeq lists its product as uncharacterized. Gene Ontology annotation, molecular function: flavin adenine dinucleotide binding; oxidoreductase activity, acting on CH-OH group of donors. Bases 1 to 684 code for a protein of 227 amino acids. Lineage: Eukaryota; Fungi; Basidiomycota; Agaricomycetes; Agaricales; Agrocybaceae. The record is from RefSeq and is a predicted model, not a curated record. The transcript is spliced from 7 exons.
AUGGAUUAUCGCCUAAUCAUAGAGUUUGUACGCCUACCCUUCGUACUCGAGUUUAAUAUCUGUGAUAUGCUGGUAUCCGCUGCAUUUUUUCUAGGAAUUCUACCACUUGGAUUGGGCAUUACGAUCGCUGAUCCAUCUGAGCUCACUACCUUCUCAUAUGACUACAUUAUCGUUGGAGGUGGAACGGCUGGUCUUGUAGUUGCAAAUCGUCUGACAGAGAACCCUAACAUCACUGUUGCAAUUUUGGAAGCUGCGUGGGAUACUCAAUUUGGCUGGAAUUACACUGUUGUACCUCAAGCUGGACUGAAUCUUCGGACCUUUGAUUAUCCUAGAGGAAAGGCCAUAGGCGGAUGCAGUGCCGUCAAUUAUUUAAUACAUCAAUUUGGUACGGAUGAGGAUUGGGAUAGAUUUGCAAACUUGACUUCGGAGCCUUCUUGGUCUUGGGCAAACAUGAAGCAGUAUGUGCAAAAAUACAAGCAAAUAGUUAAACCCCUUGACGGGCAUAACAUUACCGGGAAGUUCAAUCCCUCCCUACAUGGUUUCAGCGGAAUGGUCCAGGCAAGUCUCCCUGAACUGAGUUUCCCCAUAGACGGCCGUAUUGCGGCUACUCUUGAUCAACUAUCAUCAGAGUUCAAGUUCAACAAUGACACCCUCCGGCUUCGGAAUUCGCAGCAGCUCUCAUAG